Messenger RNA from Fusarium vanettenii 77-13-4, 3528 nucleotides. RefSeq lists its product as uncharacterized. NCBI's taxonomy places the organism in Eukaryota, Fungi, Ascomycota, Sordariomycetes, Hypocreales, Nectriaceae. Gene Ontology annotation, molecular function: protein binding; protein serine/threonine kinase activity; ATP binding. The record is from RefSeq and is a predicted model, not a curated record. Gene Ontology annotation, biological process: autophagy; peptidyl-serine phosphorylation. The transcript has 4 exons. Gene Ontology annotation, cellular component: cytoplasm. The coding region runs from base 1 to 3528 and encodes 1175 amino acids.
AUGGACGGCGACGAGCCCACGCAAGCAACCCAGAAUGUCCUCGACCCACGCCGAGUCGGGAAGCAGAAUUCGGGCUUCUCAGACGAAGACAUCUCCGACAUAAUAUGCGUACUCUACCCCCAUUCCGACUCGGCCCGCCUCGAGCUUCAGCGUCUGGUCCAGGAGGACUCUCCUCACAUCAUCGGUAAGGACGAAGCGGACGGUGUCGAACCGGACUACGACUUCGAGGAUCAGGCCGGUCGCUUUCUCGCCAACCCGACGAAUACUGGCAGCCAUGCUAUCAUCCUCCGUCUCUCAGCCCGACUCAACAACCCUUCGGCCGGCUUCGUCUUUGGUCGCAACCCAGGGCGUUGCGAUAUUGUCUUCAAGCACGACCCGCUCAAGAGAGUCAGCAACAUUCAUUUUCGCAUCUAUGUGAACGAGUAUGGCUCGGUCAUGAUCGAGGAUCAAUCUACCAACGGUACUUGGGCCGACGGCCACCUGCUGACCGCCCAUGCCAAUGCGAACGCCAGAGGAAACACUAAUCCUCCCCUGACAAAAUGGGUCUUGACCUCGGGCUCUAUCAUCAAAGUCUACCUUCAUCAAGAGGCUAGGGACCUCACCUUUCGUGUCCGCAUUCCGCGCCGUGACGAUGGGUACGAUCAGGCUUAUACCGACAAAGUCGAGGCUUUCUUCACGCGCCAUCAGCUGAAGAACCAGACCGAAACCAUCACUCCCGGGCCCGGCGGUCACGUUGACCUCUUCAAGGAUCCCGUCCAGGCCCGAUUUAAGAGAGAAGGGACUGGCGAGAUCACGCAAGCCAACUCGCGAUCACCACGCAACAGAAGAGAGACUCAACGAGAGUGGACGGGCUCUGGAAAGUACAAUCGAACCGGAUCAAUCGGAAAGGGAGCGUUUGCUGUGGUUCACAAGGUGACUUCCAAAUAUGACGGUCUGCCCUAUGCGGCCAAGGAGCUUGAGAAGCGCCGCUUCAUCAAGAACGGCGUGUUGGACCAAAAGGUUGAGAAUGAGAUGAAGAUUAUGCAGCGGGUACAACAUCCCAACAUUGUUCGCUAUAUAGAGCACUUUGAGUGGGAUGACCGGUUGCUCAUCAUCAUCAUGGAAUACGUUCCAGGGGGCGAUCUGGGCAAACUCAUCUCGGACCAGGGUGCUUUGACCGAAGGCGUUGUUCGGAUCAUGUCAGCACAGCUAUUGAGUGCUUUGGGAUACUUGCAUGCCAACAACAUCACUCAUCGAGAUGUCAAGCCCGACAACAUUCUCAUCAACUCGCUGAACCCUAUCGAUCUCAAACUUACCGACUUUGGUCUGUCAAAAAUGGUGGACAGCGAGCAGACCUUCUUGCGAACUUUCUGCGGAACAUUGCUCUACUGUGCGCCAGAGGUGUACACCGAGUACGAGGAGUAUGACGACGACGGAGUGCGUAGUCGAGGCUCGCCUCCUUAUCCCGUCAAGAGCGGGAUCAGCUAUUCUGAGCUGUUACAUAAGAUUAUGACGACCCGACUGAAUAUUACGCCUCUGCAGCGAAACGACGUUUCAGAAAACGCCAUCGAGUUUCUUUGCAGAAUGCUUCAGAGACGGCCCGAGCACCGUGCAACGGUCAAGGAACUGGAGAACCAUCCGUGGUCCACUGGCAUGGAGUCGGUAAUAAGCGCGUCACAAUCGUUCGAUGAGAUCUCAGAGGAUGAGGAUAUGCUCGGCAACUUUUCACAGCUUCAGCAGCGUCACUACGAGGAAGACAGAAUCAGCGACUCCAUGGGCGAGGAAUCAGAAAAGGAGAACUUCAGCGGGCGACCAGAGACACAACAACCGAGACUAUUUGGUGAAGUAGGCAUCUCUGCGAUUGGCAGCUCAGGUGUAAUCCCAGAAGACUUGCUCAACCUGCAAGCGAGCAACCUCAGUGAAGGGCAAACCGAAAUCCUAGGCAAGGAUGUGGACGAAGCCUACCAGUCAGACGAUUCUGCCACGCCAAGGAGUAGGAACCGCCGAACUCAUCGUCAGACCAACAUUUCUAUCGCCCAGAAUCAGUCGGAUGAUCAGCUGCAGAGUCUGGUGGAAGAUGUGGCUUCUCAGAGCUUGGGAGGCAAUGACUCCGUCGUGCAGAACCUUGCACCACCCUCGAACUACUCUUUGCAGUCGGCGGAAUUCAACACUAGCAAACGCAAGCCCCCUUCACAAGAUACAAGCGAUGAGUUCGACAGCACCCCUGUCGGAAAGCCCACUAUGAAGAGACUCAAGUCCGAGAACAAUAUCGAGAACCUGGCAAAUGAGAACGUGGAGGAGUACAAACUGCUGGCCCAGGUGCCGCAGAUCGAAAGACUGGGCUCAGGACGACAACUCGACGGCCCUUACAACAAGCAGGGCUUCUGGGAGCAAGAUAAGGCAACUUGGCAUUUCAACUACCCGGAGAUGACUCACCUUCAAUACAACGCCUUUCAAAAGGCUGCUGUUGAGAGGAGCGAGGAGUUUGCGCCAGGAAAGACUCCUCUUUGGGGUCUAGCUAUGAAAUACUUCCCCCCUGUUCCACGGACAGGAGGACGAGCCACACUCGGCCGGUCGAAUUCACGGAUGCCUCUGACUUUUGAGAACCAGGGCACAACUGAUGACCCGAUGGAGUUUCCACCGACCGCAGCCCCCGUUGACAACUCUCAGAUCCCUGAUACCCUCCCUGUGCACAACGCAAUCAUUGUGCCAGUUCCGGAAGAGGAGCCCAACAGACAAGCCGUGGGGAUGUUCGAGUCCCACCCUCAGUCAUGUCUCCCCAUUUCGUUUCCUGUCACUGACACGCUGGUGUCAUUCGGGCGUGGACCGGCGAAUACCGAGGUGUUUGAGGACAAGUUGGACGCACGAGUACCCAAGUACGCACUGAAACUGCUGCUUUGGAGAGACGGAGAUGGCUUUGACCCUGCAAAGGACCCUGCCAAGGUACCCCCUCCAUGGCUUCGAAAUGGGGGUGACCCGAACUCGUACUGCUUCUACAUCUCGACAAAGGCCUCAGUUGGAAUUCACAUCAAUGGCUACUUGCUUGCUUCGUCUGAUGCAAAGAACCAUAGCGGACCAGCACACCACUGGGCUCGAGUCUACAACGGUGACUCGAUAGCAAUUUGGGGCUCGGACGGCAACGGCAAGCAAACCACGCUCAUCUUUCGGUGCUUCUGGGGUGCUUCUGCCCAAGAACGCGGAGAGGACAAGUCGCCGAGGCUAGCCUCCGCAGCCCUUGCCCAGAAGCUGGACGCUGCUUGUCAGAAGGCAGAGAAGCGCAUCAAGGAUGUGGCGGAGAGGAAGAAGAGGGGCGAGCAGAUCAAGGCGGAUUGGGAAGAACGUCUAGUUCACGUGGAACGGGAGCGUGAACGCAGCCGAGCAUUCCAGGCGAAGCGACUGGAGGCGAUUGAAUAUCUUACCACGAUCUCAAGACAGACGCCGCUUUCGCGAAUGGCUUCACCAGCAAGCGCGCCCCCUACGAGCUAUGUAUUCGGGGCGCCUAUGUCUCGCCUAUCUCCAGACAAGGAGAACACCAUGCCCAUGCCAUGA